This is a messenger RNA of Osmerus eperlanus (European smelt), 3014 nucleotides long. RefSeq names its product leucine rich repeat containing 57 (gene lrrc57). The coding region runs from base 518 to 1234 and encodes 238 amino acids. Gene Ontology annotation, molecular function: protein binding. The transcript has 6 exons. The record is from RefSeq and is a predicted model, not a curated record. Lineage: Eukaryota; Metazoa; Chordata; Actinopteri; Osmeriformes; Osmeridae.
ACAUUUUUUAACUUGAAGAUUCAUCGUUUUUGGUCAACCCAGAGCCAUCACGUUGCACAGAUUAAAGUAGAAUUGGUAAACCGCCGGGCUGCUACGUAGAACUAAAUAGCAAAUUCCUCGUACUGUAUGUGUAGAGCUAAACCUACUUAUCGACAAACCUGAUUUUGAUCGAGAAGAAACCGCCAGUCUGUGGCAUGCGCAUUGGGGUCGCAAGCUAGAUAGCAAGCAAGUCUCGGUCUAAACAGGAUUAAGUGAAAACUAGUAGGUGUGGUAACCGGAUAGGAGUUUAAUCGGGAAACCAUUUGGAAGUGUUGGACGGAAAAAACAACCGCGUGUCAAACUGUGACGGUGACUAAACAUCUGCAUCAUUUAGUAACAGAAGAAACUAGUCACGACAAUACAGCAGCACGAGAAGCUACAUCCACUAGCUAGACUUCCAGGUCUUGGUCGCUAGCUGUGUGUGGCUGGCAGGUUACAGUUGCAUCUUACUUGGCUCCUGUCAGCAGCUGUGUUAUAAAUGGGGAACAGUGCUCUUAAGUCUCACCUGGAGACCUCACAGAAGACGGGGGUCUUUCAGCUGACUGGAAAGGGUCUCCCUGAGUUCCCUGAGGAGCUCCAAAGACUGACUGGUAACCUGCGGACUGUGGAUUUGUCCAACAACAAGAUAGAGGUGCUUCCGGCUUCCAUAGGGAACUUUCUACAUAUGAAGAGUUUGACUCUUAACUGUAACAAACUCACGAGUCUCCCCUGUGAGAUAAGCAAGCUGAAAAAGUUGGAGACACUGCUGUUGAAUGGUAACCAACUCCAGCAACUGCCAGCCACCAUGGGACAGCUCAAGGCCCUACGGACCCUUAGCCUGGCAGGGAACAAGUUCAGGGAGUUCCCCCCUGGCCUGGGCACCCUCCGACACCUGGACCUGCUGGACCUGUCCAAGAACCACAUCCAGGCCGUGCCCCCCGAGGUCUCUGCUCUGCAGACAAUAGAGAUCAACUUGAACCAGAACCAGAUCUCGUUGUUGUCUGGGGAGGUAUCCAGGUGUCCCAGACUAAAGGUGCUGCGCCUCGAGGAGAACUGCCUGGAACUUUGCUCCAUUCCUACCUCCAUCUUGACGGACUCUCAGGUCUCCCUACUGUCUGUGGAGGGCAACCUGUUUGAGGUGAAGGAUAUGAGGGACUUGGAGGGUUACGAGAAGUAUAUGGAGCGUUUCACCGCCACCAAGAAGAAGUUUGCCUGAAGAAGAUUCGUAGACUAGAGCACUCCCUGAAGUCAAUCUUUAAAACUACUAGCUACUAGCUCUCAACCACCCACUCUCGAAGUGGGUGGGUGUGGCUUUACGACAACAGCAGCUUCUGCAGCAUCAGAGCACAGUGAAGGAGGAUGGCGAUGGAGGGACAGACUAACAGAUGGAUAGACGGACGAACAUGCGGACAGCAGGUUACUGGUCUAUGUCUGGUUGGAUAUAAACACCGGCAUCAGAUCAGUAAUGGAGGUUACCAGUAUGUCAACAACACAUCCCAGGGACAGCACACUGAUUUAGGAUGCCCACAGAUACUACAUUUAAUCAUACUAAAUUAUCUUCAAAUAAAUGUUUGUCUGUUUAUGAACAAAAUGCACAUUGUACUUUGAAGCAUGACAGUGGGUAGUGAUGUUCCAUUUAAAGUGGCAUGUCAUUGUCAAAACACUGGUAUAUUAUGGUUUCUAAUCUAUCUAACAAGCACCAUGACUGUAGAAGGAAAGUCCCUAUUGUUCAGUAUUAUAUUGAGGAGAUUAUAAUGGAUGUGUUUUGCUUGUCAGUGACACUAAACCUAUGCAGUUGCCCAGAAUUAAGCAAGUUAUGUGAAGACUAAGAAGCGUGUACAUGACCAGGAUGAGUUGAUGUGAGAGACAAUAUAUAAUUGAAGUUUUUGUACAGACGAGGACUGUCUCCACUUGGCCAGUAAUGUUGUUUAUUAUCCGUUACCCUACUGAAAUAAGUAAAAACACAGGAGAGCUGUAGUACUAUAGGUAACUGGUAAUCGUUUUCUGAUCAACAUGUAGUGGAUGAAAGUAUAGAUGACACUGUUUGUGAGAGGCUUGGCUUGAAAUGAAGGAAAUGACUUCCCACAAAAAGGUUCAUAGCACAAAGAUCAUCACCAGAUAAAGAUCCGUCUUUGUGCUAUCAAUCUUUUUUUGAACCUUUGAAACACUUUGGACUCAGGCCUUCAGUCUGUUUUGCACGCCCACCUUCUCACUACAUAUAGUUUCUAUUUUAAUCUAUGAAUAUUUUAGCAUAUUUCUAUUCAGUUGUUUUAAGGAGUGGUACAUGUUUCCACCUGCUCCUUUCCCAAUAUGAACGCGCCUUUUCUUGUGCUGAAUCUUGUACUAAAUAUUUAUUUUCGCCCACAACCUCUUAAAUGGAUUGUUAUUGUUUUUAAAUCAUAUUUGCUGAUCAGUUGUGUUGUUUCUGUGAAAGGAGGAGUAGUCAGCCGUCUAUAACUAAUACAGGUAUUGUAUGGAUGUAGGUUACUACAGUUGUCUUUCUUUAAAUUGCUAGUGUGGCAAGCUGCUAGCCUUAUGUGCUGGGUACAGCUUCACACUGAAACCGUUCCAUCGUUUACGGUCAGUGAGAAUACUAUUCAUCAAGAUUAUCCUACCACGGUUACUCCACAACUUAAAGUCUAAGGGAAUCAUUUAGAAGAACAAACUUUUUAGAUAAUUAAUGUAGCAUAGAAUGCCUAUCUAGAAAGCGAACUCGACAUUGUUGUCAUUAAAUGUGUUACUUUAACAGUUUAGUUUCUCUCGAAGACUCAUUAGCCUAUAUAGCCCUGUACUUCAUAACAACCCUUGAACGCGUUUAGAAUGUUUAAGUUGUCCCAUACGUGUUUCUGUACAAUGGAGUCUUGCUUUGUAGCUUUGGUGAACAUUUUACAUCGCAUUCGCUGAUUAGUUUAUUCAACUGGACUGUUGAACUUGUAUAAUCACCACGUGACCUCGUUUUAUCUCAUUACAUUCUCGUAUUAAAUAGGCUAUAUCUA